This is a messenger RNA of Xenopus tropicalis (tropical clawed frog), 2537 nucleotides long. RefSeq names its product oocyte zinc finger protein XlCOF7.1-like. Lineage: Eukaryota; Metazoa; Chordata; Amphibia; Anura; Pipidae. Gene Ontology annotation, cellular component: nucleus. The record is from RefSeq and is a predicted model, not a curated record. Bases 273 to 2108 code for a protein of 611 amino acids. The transcript is spliced from 6 exons.
UUGGGGUGUAAGUGGGCAGAGGGGAAUAGAAAUGUAAGGGUAAGUACAUUGCUGCUAUAUUAGUAAUACUGCCCCUGCCCUUACCUGCUGUGUUACCCACUGGGCAAGAUGGAGACACUUUAUACCCCCCGUGCCCGACCUGCAGCCAAUCACUUGCACCCAGUUCCCUUCAUCCCCAGCCAGGGGUGCAGCCGCUUCUUGUUCCGUUACGGCCGGGGGAGCCGCUCACAUGGAGGUAUUUGUUUGUAGCCAAUAGGGCCGGGAGCAGAGAGAUGUGGGAGACGCACGGCCCUCACUCCAGCCUGGGCACUGAGCAGGCCCCUCCCUCCCACAAGGAGCCAAUGGGAAUGUGGGAGGAAGCGAGUGACCCAGUGAUGGGGAAGAAGGAUAAAAAUGAGGAGCGGAAGGAGAGAAUCCUGAAUCUCACACUGGAGAUUAUCUAUCUGCUGACUGGAGAGGGCUACGUCAUCCCUAAGAAGAAGAGCCCAACUGUGGGUUUGGGGGCCCUGCAUGCCCCUGGCUCCGUCAUACAGAAGGAAAAUGACAAGAAGAUCCUGGAACUCAUCUCCAACAUCAUCCAGCUGCUGACUGGAGAGGAGUGGGAGUAUAUAAAAGGAAACAAGGCCCUUUACAGGGAAGGGAUAAAGGAGGAGGAGGAGGAGCCCCAGUUUCUUAUCGCCCCUAUUUUUUCUAUAUUACGGUAUUGCUCCUUCUAUAACUAUUUGCUUCUUGUAUCUUUAGCAGAACAGCCCUCACCGGCCAAUGGGAUUAAAGAGGAGGCGGCUUCAUGUGAAGGGGAUAACCAAUCAGAUUGCAGCAUUAAUCCCCUUACAGAACAGAUACAGGGAACAGACACGCCUACUCCUAUCAUGGGGUGCAGCCUGAAUAACAGCUCAGCAGGGGAUUAUAUAUCAGAUGGGAUUAAGGAGGAAGCAUGUUUAUGUGAAGGGGGAAACCAAUCAGACUGCAGCAUUAAUCUAAUUACUCCUAUCAUGGGGUGCAGCCUGAAUAACAUCUUGUCGGAGGAUUAUAUAUCAACUGUUAUUAAAGAGGAGGCGGCUUCAUGGCAAGGUGGAAACCAAUCAGAUUGCAGCAUAACCAAUCCGCUUACAGAACAGAUAGAGGGAACAGACAUGCCUACUCCUAUCAUGGGGUGCAGCCUGGGUAGCAGUAAUAUAUAUGAUAACAAUGCUUAUAACUCUUCAAACAAAUCUCACAUAACAAAAAAUACAUCACAUAGGAAAUACAGCUGCAAUGAGUGCCAUAAACACUUUAGUUAUAAGAGAGACUUUGAUAAACACCAGAGAACCCACACAAAAGAGAAACGUUUUUCUUGUUCCGAGUGUGGGAAAUCUUUUGGUACUUCAUCAGAAGUUACCGUCCAUCGGCGGCGAUACCACACAGGGGAGAAACCAUUCUCUUGUUCCGAAUGCGUGAAAUGUUUUACAACACUAAAGCAACUUACUGUCCAUGUGAGAUCCCACACAGGAGAGAAACCUUUUUCUUGUUCUGAAUGUGAGAAAUGUUUUGUCACUUCAUCAGACCUUACUAUUCAUCGACGACGGACUCACACAGGGGAGAAACCAUUCCCUUGGGAGAAACCUUAUUCUUGUUCGGAAUGUGGGAAAUGUUUUGCCACUUCAACAGAACUCACGCUCCACAAGAGAACUCACACAGGGGAGAAACCUUUUUCUUGCUCUGUGUGUGGGAAAUCUUUUGCCAGCUCAUCAGAACUUACCGUCCAUCGAAGAAGCCACACAGGGGAGAAACCAUAUUCUUGUUCCGUGUGUGGAAAAUGUUUUUCAACUCGAUGUAACCUUAAAGAUCAUCACAAAAUCCACACAGGGGAGAAACCAUUUUCUUGUUCGGAGUGUGGGAAAUGUUUUGCCAGGAAAGCAGAACUCACUAUUCACUGGAGAACCCACACAGGGGAGAAACCUUAUUCUUGUUCUGAAUGUGGGAAACGUUUUGCUACUUCAUCAGAACUCACUGUGCACCGGAGAAUCCACACGGGGGAGAAACCUUUUUCUUGUUCCGAAUGCGAGAAAUGUUUUGCCAGAUCAUCAGAACUCGCUGCCCACCGGAGAACCCACACAAGAGUGAAAUGAUUUUCUUGUUCCCAAUGCGGAAAAUGUUUUGCCUGUUACAGUAAUCUAAAGAGGAACUUUGAGAUUAGUAUUUACAGAGUUGAAGAAAAACAUUAUGUAAAAUAGAAUGUAUUCAUAAGACAUGUGGAUCUGAUUUGCUGUUCAAAAAUUUCCCUCCCAGCGUAAUUCUGCAGUAGGACACUGGGCCGUGUUCGAUGGUCACUGGGCAAAGAACAAAAGUGUGUAUAUAGAACUGAUCUACAGUCGUCUGAUGAUGUUUUUUAGACUGUUAUCUCUUUUGGGCAGGGCCCUCUCUACAUUUUCUAUCGGUAUGUAAAUCUACAUGUUCGAUGUAUAAAACCGUUUAUUGGACAUUGAUGUAUUAGUAGUAGUAAUAGUAAUUACUAUGGACUUGUGUCUUAAAGUCAUCGAGAUGCUUCUACCCUCUCA